This is a messenger RNA of Meriones unguiculatus (Mongolian gerbil), 1374 nucleotides long. Its product is annotated as zinc finger protein 431-like. NCBI's taxonomy places the organism in Eukaryota, Metazoa, Chordata, Mammalia, Rodentia, Muridae. Bases 679 to 975 code for a protein of 98 amino acids. The transcript is spliced from 3 exons. The record is from RefSeq and is a predicted model, not a curated record.
CUUGCCACUCACAUUAUUUUUAUCCAUCUAUUCACUAUAGUCCACUUUCCCUUCCACAAAUAUAUAAGCCCCACUUUUCAUAUACUGAUAUACCACAUCUCUAAGCCCUGGUGAAAACAUGAUAUUCAGUAACAUGUUGUCUUUUGACUGAUGUCACCCAUCUGUUCACUGUCCUCUGAUAUCUACAUCUCAUUUGUUGCUAGAUAAAAUAUGAUGACUGUGUUUUUUCCUUCCACCUGUCUCAUGACAGGGUCAUGACCUACUUGCCCAAGUAACUGAAGAUGAUUCAUAGAUCACUCAAGAACCCAACUAAUGUCUAAUUCAUAUUCGUGACUUACAAACUAAUGAAACUCCUUUAAAACAGGUUUCCAAAGUACGCCUUUGGUUUUCCUUACAAUCUAACCUUUAAGGUUUUUCUUCUCCCCUUGUUCAUCUGAUGCACAGCACCCAACUAUCUAACACUGGCACUUCUGUGUCAGAAAAUAAAUGGAAGCAGCACUAGAAUUGUAUGAUUCUAUUGCCAAUGAAGUAUAAAUUUAUAUUCUUGUCACUCUUUCUGUUGUACAAAUGCAUGGCAUAUUUUAGAAUUCAGUGACCUUCAAUGAUGUGCAUGUGAAAUUCAGCCAAGAAGAGUGGGCUUUGCUGGAACCCUCACAGAAACAACUCUACAAAGAUGUUAUGCUAGAGACCUGUAAAAACCUCACUGCAAUAGGCUACAAUUGGGAAGACCAUGCCCUUGAAGAACAUUUUCAAAGUUCUACAAGUAAUAAAAGGCAUGAAUACAGUCAUACUGGAGAGAAACCCUUUAAAUGCACUCUAUGUGGUAAAGCCUUCCCCUAUAUCACUGUUCUCAUACGGCAUAAAAAAACACACACAGGAGAGAAGUCUUACAAAUGUAAUCAAUGUGAUAAAGCCUUUGCAAAAAAAAAAGUCAUCUCAUGGCAUAAAAUAACACACUGGAGAGAAACCUUAUGAAUGUAACCAGUGUGGUAAAGCCUUUGCAAAAAACAAUACUCUCAUAUGGAAUAAAAGAGCACACACUGGAGAGAAAUCUUAUGAAUGUAACCAGUGUGGUAAAGCCUUUGCAGAAAACAGUAAUCUCUUAAACCAUAAAAGAACACAUAUUGGAGAGAAACCUUAUGAAUGCAACCAGUGUGGUAAAGCCUUUGCAAAAAACAAUACUCUCAUAUGGCAUAAAAGAACACACACUGGAGAGAAACCUCAUGAAUGUAACCAGUGCGGUUAGGCCUUUGCACAAAACACUCAUGUCAUAAGACAUAAAAGAACACACCCUGGAGAGAAACCUUAUGAAUGUAACCAGUGCAGUAAAGCCUUUGCAAAAAAAAAAAAGUCAUCUCAUAAGCUAUAAAAGAA